AUGAGUUCGAAUGCGAUAGCUUUCUCUCUAGAUGAUGACGAAGAAUGGGAACAAAAUCAGACAGAUUAUGACGUCACUUAUGAAUUGGAGAGACACUCGAAUGACCAGAAAGUUCUUCAUAUUUUUAACCAAAUCAAAUGUGAUGGAUAUGGUGAAAGAUUUGGAACGGUAUAUGAUGCUAAGUCUUUGCAGAAAACUUUCGAAGCAAAAGGUUUUCGUGUAUUUGUUCAUAACGACAAAACUCUGAUAGAAAUUAAAGAUAUACUCGACAAAUUUUCAGACCAAAGGACUGCAAAUUUCACAGAUUACGGCUGUAUAGCGGUAGCCGUGCUUACUCAUGGAUGGUAUAACGGAGAAUUGAGAGCCAAGGAUACGAAUUAUAAUGAACAAAUGAUCAUUGACUACCUGAAAACGAGCACCAACAGGACCUUCAUCGAUAAGCCUAGAAUUGUAAUUAUUCAGGCUUGCAGAGGUGAAAAUGACAGCUGUGGUGUUGGGGUGCAUCAAUCUACAGGUACACUAGAGCAGUCAAAUCUUGAUCAUGAUUGUCAGUGUCAUUAUACAUUGAAUUUGGAACCGGAUAUGUUGGUUUUACAUAGUUCUUAUAUCGGAAAAUCUUCUUUCAGGCCGGGUACGGGUUCCUGGUUUAUUCAAACCCUUUGUAAAGAGAUAGACAAAAGCGCGUCUACCACUGACUUGAAAUCUAUUAUAACUACUGUAAAAUGCAAGGUUGCCAUAGACAAGACUCAUGAAGAUACGAUAGACAGGAAGCGGGCAGGCAAGACUGGCAAUGUCUGGCUGGAGAGAGUGACAAUAUAUAAUAAACAGAUGCCUAUGUCGUCAUCUACAUUAACAAAGACACUCUUCCUGCGAAAGUAUCAAGGAGAGCAGUCUGUAAACGAAGUGUCGCCUAUUGACAAGGCAUGUGACUCUAUUUUGCUGUGUUUUUACAACGUGGUGGAAUUCAUCAGGACUUGCUGCUAUCUGAGGAGAAGACAGAGACAUUUCGAUUCAGAACCCAACAUUGCGCUCCUGAAUAGAGCCCGCAAGAAUUGA
This is a messenger RNA of Achroia grisella, 1056 nucleotides long. RefSeq names its product caspase-7-like. NCBI's taxonomy places the organism in Eukaryota, Metazoa, Arthropoda, Insecta, Lepidoptera, Pyralidae. The record is from RefSeq and is a predicted model, not a curated record. Gene Ontology annotation, biological process: proteolysis. The coding region runs from base 1 to 1056 and encodes 351 amino acids. The transcript has 6 exons. Gene Ontology annotation, molecular function: cysteine-type endopeptidase activity.